UAAUAGUAGAUGGAGCAAAUCACAAGCACAUGCCUUGUUUAUCUUUCUUCUUCAUUCAUUCAUUGCAUUCUUUUACAAGUCUUCUUUUUGUCUUCAUUGUAUUCAGCUCUUUUUUGUUUGAUCCAAAAGAUUGAUUUCAUGCCCAUGCCAGUUACAGGUCACGUUGUACAAAUUUUGUGUCUUGGUGUGGUAGUUUUGUGGUAAUUCCAGUCCCCUGCUACUCAGAAUAUAUGGGCGAAUCAAUAGUGGACGCUUCAAAUCAUGAAGAUGAGAUGGGAGAGACAGCUCCCUCAAAUCCUGUCCUGGAAGUGUCGGUUUCAUUUGGUAGAUUUGCGAAUGAUUCACUGUCUUGGGAGAAAUGGUCAUCUUUUUCACCCAAUAAAUACUUGGAAGAAGUUGAGAGGUGUGCAACGCCGGGAUCAGUAGCUCAGAAAGCCGCUUAUUUUGAAGCUCAUUACAAGAAGAUUGCUGCUAGGAAGGCUGAGUUACUGGAUCAAGAGAAGCAAAUGGAGAAGGAUUUGUUGAGAUCGAAUGAUCAAACUUGUGGAGAUCUGAUUGCAGAUAAUUCCAAUACUAAGUCAGAAUCUGAUUCAUCUGAGUGCCAGACUUCUGCUGAAGUUGUGAACCAGGGAACCAGCUUGGCUAAUGAAGUGUGUGGAACCCUUUUUAAUGAGCCAAGUAAUGAUGCUGCAGUUACAAUAGGGUUUCCGAGUUCAUCAAUUGAGGAAAGGAAAGAGGAAGCUGAAAGAAAAUUAGAAAGUCCUAUGUCGGACAAAUCAGAAGAAGAUGUACAUGUUAUGGUGAAAGAAGAAGUGAAAAAUACUUCCGCGGGGGUGCAAGCUGUAAAGAAGUUGCAGCAAAAGGAGAUGGAAAACACUUCAACUGAUAUAGAAGAAAAUGUGAAUUUCGAUCGUUCAAAGGAAUCUCAUAUGAUUACUCUGAUGAAUAAGGAGAGAAACAUCACAAGGGCAAAGAAGAAACCAGAAUUGGCAGUAUCCAAACCAUCAUCCCUAGCUAAGGCAUCACCUACAGCUAAGGCAUCACCUGUUACUAAGGCAUCAUCUAUGGCCAAGGCAUCGCCUAUAGCCAAGGCAUCGCCUAUAGCCAAGGCAUCACCAGUAUCUAAGGCACCAUCUAUAGAUAAGGCAUCAUCCAUAACUAAGGCAUCACCCAUAAUUAAGGCGUCACCCAUUACUAAGGCAUCGCCUAUAACUAAGGCUUCAUCUGUAAGUAAGGCAAGAGUGUCAAAGCCAACAUUGGCUUCUACUCCAAAUUAUUCUUCAAUGUCUUCAGCAAGGAUAGGAAACAGUUCAUCUUUGUCAAAGUCAAAGAAUCCUUCUGGAGGAGAAAGCAAGAAAUUAGCUCCUAAGUCCUUGCACAUGUCCCUUAGUUUGGGUCCAUCGUAUCAUGAUCCAACUUCUGUUACCACAACUAGAAAAUCUUUGAUUAUGGAGAGUAUGGGUGAUAAGGACAUUGUUAAACGAGCAUUCAAAACAUUUCAGAACAGAUACAAUCAAUUGAAAUCUGCUGGUGAAGAUCAAUCUCUGGCACCGAAGCAGCCGGUGCCAGCAAAGGGGACAGAACCAAGGGUUUCAGCUUUCAUGACUCCACGAAAAGAGAAUGGAGGGUCAUUCAAAGUAGGUGACGUGGAGAAAAAACAUGGUAAGGCUGCUUCAUCUUCUUUACCCAUGAAAAGGAAUGAAAGUGCAGAGAAGAGAGGAGAGUUCUCCAAGAAACUGGAGGAAAAAAAAUCUUAUGCUAGAGAGGCAAACAGAACUCACCUUCACACAAAAUCGAAGGAGAAUAAGGGAGCAGAGAUAAAGACAGUAAGACAGAGUCCUAAUGUCAAAGCCACAACAAUGAACAGCUAUACAUCAUGGACAAAGAAUAACUAAAGGCUCUUUAGAUAAGGAGGAUUCCAAGAAUGAGAUCCAUCGGUAACCCGGAUCCUGUACACCGAAAGUGUGAAGCAGCAUAAUCUAAUUACAAAGAGUGGUAGGUGAAGUAACACAAGAUAUGCAA
Molecule: messenger RNA, 2022 nt
Organism: Pistacia vera
Lineage: Eukaryota; Viridiplantae; Streptophyta; Magnoliopsida; Sapindales; Anacardiaceae
Product: protein WVD2-like 7
Exons: 8
Coding region: 231-1895 (554 amino acids)
Source: RefSeq, a predicted model, not a curated record